Messenger RNA from Fusarium musae, 1866 nucleotides. RefSeq lists its product as uncharacterized. Gene Ontology annotation, molecular function: GTPase activity; molecular adaptor activity; GTP binding. NCBI's taxonomy places the organism in Eukaryota, Fungi, Ascomycota, Sordariomycetes, Hypocreales, Nectriaceae. Gene Ontology annotation, biological process: cytoskeleton-dependent cytokinesis. The transcript is spliced from 4 exons. The coding region runs from base 1 to 1866 and encodes 621 amino acids. The record is from RefSeq and is a predicted model, not a curated record. Gene Ontology annotation, cellular component: cell division site; septin complex; microtubule cytoskeleton.
AUGAGACCUGUCUUGCCUACGAACCAUCCUCUCAACACUCGGUCCUCAGGUCGGCCUGACAGCUUGGUACGCCCUUCUUCGACUGUACCUGCUGCCUGUUUCAUCACCACAGAGGCCGACCUUGACGCUCGCCGAGAUCGCUCCCGUCCGCGGUUCCGCCAGCAAAGCGAUCGGCGCAAGUGUAGCCGUAACUCGCGCCGGCCUUCAACCCCGCGUCAACGACGUUCGCCUCCUCGUACCGGCUGUAAGCCUGCGUAUCUCGCAUCGGAGUCUGAUGGUUCCGAUUCAGACGAUUCUUCGGUUGAAUCUGUUGUCGAACAAGAGCCCUCGAAUUUACCGUCGCAGCCAAGCACUCCGUCCCUGAUCGGUCUUUCGCAUUCUGGUUCUGUCAUGAGCAUCUCGUCGCAAAGCUGCUCCCUAACAGGUCCCUCCAUCGACGCCCAUAGCGACUUGAUCCAUGAUGAUGUCUCCUUACCCGUAACAGAUCUGGCAGAUAAUCCGGAAAACCAAGGCACGAUUCCUCAGCUUAUCAUGCCGAGCUUGAUGGUUCCACGACGUCGUCCUUUCUCGGAAGUGGGUAAAUCUUUGGGCAAGCUAAAGAUCAUGGUCGCUGGGCAAUGCGGUAUUGGGAAAACUUCUCUCAUCAAGACUCUGGCAGAACGUUGCGAGCACAUCGUUCACAUGGAUCCAAUAGAGAAUCGCAGUGCGGUGCAUGCUACUGAAACAUAUGCUAGCUCGCGCCCACAGCCGUGGUGGCGAUCUGACUCUGAACUCGCCCUGACAACACGGAGGCGGAUUUCUACCACCGGUGAUGUCCUUGAUAGGAAUGGCUCGUGGCGUGAUCUCCAUUAUGUCGAAUCUCACUUGGCAUCUCUCAUGAAUAAGCCCAUGGCUGAUUCGGAUCUGUUCACCUUGGUCAACUCUGGCGGCGAGCCAAUUGUGGACGCUCUGCUCUACCUUAUUCCUCACAGCGGCCUUGUACGAGAGGAUGUCGAGUACAUUAAGCGCGCUCAGCGCAUGACUAACGUAAUCCCAGUUCUUACUAGGGUUGACGAGCUUGCACCAGAGGAAAUCAAGCAUAUCAAACAGCAAGUUGUGAAGAGUCUGGUUGAUAAGGACGUUGAUUACUUCUCCUUUGCGGGGCCUGACGACUCAGAGGAGACCAAGUGUGUCUAUGCCGUUUCUACCGAAUCUCGGCCGGACUACGACACCAUGGACGCCAGUACUCUCAUGGACUCGGAAUACAUCCCGCCGCUUUUGCCUACAGAUCUGAGCCGGCUCGUCGACAACGUCUUUUCCCUGGACGGUAGCGCUCGAUUACGGCACUCUGCAGCGGUGAAAUGUAUCAAAUGGAGACGUGAUCACGGGGAUAACUUGCUUCAAAAUGCCUUGUCAAGCGGAGCCUUGGUGUCUCGAUCUAUUCCCGAGCGGGCCAUGAGAUUGAGGUCCUUCAGGCGGACCCCGAGCUGGGAUCGACUGGAGCUCUAUAACUGGGCGAACAACCUGCGUCAGAGUCUUCAAUCCGAGAGAUUAUACCAUCUGAUGGAAGAGAGGGCCAUUUCAAACGCUGUGGCGAAGCAGUCGAGUCUAGUACACGUUCCCUGCAACGGCAAGAAAAAGACGCAGUCCAAGAAACGGAAAGCUCCUCAGCCUACACACCAGGACCCACUCGGCCUCUUGGAGAUGGGGGGAGGCCUCAAGCAGAAAGGGAUGCUGGCCCUAGAAAUGGUGAGCAGUGUUGGCCUGGUUGGUUUGGUAGCUUCCAAGAUCAUGCACACUGGCUGGUCUGACGGGAUGUGUUCUGUUGUUGCAUCACGAAGAAGAAACAUAGAGGUUGGACGGCUGAGCAUGGUCUUGUCUUUCUAG